UCUGAGGAUCGAUAAGCAUUUGAAAUGCACAUGCAACCCUGCUAACUACAGCCAUCAUCCUUUUGCGAAUUGUUUAUUGCAAGUUUCGAAUAUUCGCGCCUGUAAAUUAUCCAUACUUGUGCGUGAAUCCGCAAGAAGUUUUUUAUUUGUGAAACGCCUGUGUAAAAAAGAUUUGGCUAGAAUUUAGUAUAGUGCCGAUCGCUUUGGAAAAAACGGCAUCCGGCAACACCAUACUGUUGUAAUUCCAAUCUUCUUCUUGUUCGCGCUUAAAAUUGGAAUGUGAUUGCAUAGGCAAAUGAAUUUGCAUUUAAUUUUAAUAGAUAUAAUUAGAAUAUUAGCAUAAAAAUCGGUACAAACACGCGUGUGAGUGUAUAUUUGGUGAUUUAUAGUGAAAUGUUAAAAAAUAUAGAGUGUAAUGUGGCAAAUUAUACUGAUGUUCCCAAGGGCAUUUUGAAUGUAAAUAAUUAAAAAAAUAUUAUUUCCCGAUUAAUUUAAAGUUAUAAAGAGUGUUCCUUAACACCUCACUAACAUCUCCACCAAGUUUCAUUAAAAAAAACAUUAUAGUUUGCCAGAAAUUCCAAGAUCGGCACUGUUCUAAACUCCAGCCAAAGAUUUUGCCUAAAUACCAUCCCAUCUGGUGUACUAUGUAUUUUUGGUGUCUGUUACAAUCCGCCGAAUAGGUUAGCAUCAUGAUGAAAAGUGAACCUUCUGAUCCAGUCAUUACUGUAACAUUGGAAUCUCCAGAUAUGGAAAUUCCAGUGGAAAAUCUUGACAUCACCUCUAGAAAUGCACCUAAAAGUAGUGGUUCUGUGGUGAGCGUUCCAAAGUCUUUCAGCCCCCAGAAUUUCUGGAUGGAGAUGCCCCAAAUGAUAGUUGUGGAGACCCGUUUUAUUACUCAGCAGAUAGCAACACAGAAUAAAAUUUACUCGGCGCAAACACUGCUUCAGAUAACUGAUCAACACAAUAGUAUAGAUAUUCGAAAGCCAUGUUUUCCUGCAUCUACGCAAACGACACCACCACCGCAACUAGUAGACGUAGGUUCUUUGGUGAAGCCAGACGUUGCUGAUGUUGUCGUAUCCACCGAUAGUCCUAAUCCCUGCCGAAAUCGCGCACAACAAACAUCGAAAUCUGCCAAUCAAACAACAACGAUAGGCAUUCAAUGCAAUUUAGAGGACGACAUGGCGUUUCCUGAUAUGUACUCGAAUAUUGAUACCACCGCGGAGACGGAUGAUAAGCAGGAGUUUUUAAAGUUUACCGAAGAGAAGGUUAUAUUUUACUUAAAUGGUAGAACAGAGUGUACGUUGUGUGGCGAAGUGGAAAUUAGUAUGAAACGAAUGCUUUCCCAUUUGGCGCUUCAUUGGGGACCGCCAGUUCUUUGUCACUUGUGUGGUUUGCAGUUUGAACAUCAAAUGCUAAUGGCAACCCAUGAUUGCGAAAUGAAAAAGCAGCGAAGUAAAAAACGUCGAAAAGUGUACCAACAGUGCCCCAUAUUCUGGUGCGGCUCUGUAAAGAACUCCAUGCCCGCGCUAAAUGUGCACAUACGCAAACAUUUAAGUACAAAAUAUAGACGUGCCUGUGUAACUUUUACACUUGAUCGUACGAUGGUACUGAAAAGGCCUUCCGUGGCGAAAACAAAUUCUUUACUUCGUUGCAAUAUAUGUUUGCAACGUUGCAAGAAUGCUUCGAAGUUUGCCAGGCAUCGAAAAAUAUGCAUACAAAACUUUAUGGGACGGCUGAAGGAGCAGAAAGUUGUUGAACCUUUACUAAUUUUAUGUAACGAGUGAAUGGCGGAAACAAUGCUAGCAAGCCAUUGAAUUUAAUGUACGAUUUUGUGUUUUUUUAGAAUUGCGAGUUAAGGGGGUAGUAUGGUUAAUUUGGUGUAAAACAAGCAUAUUUUUCGAAAUUUUUUUUGUCGACACAGUUGAUUUAUUCAAAAUUUUAAAAUUACUUCAUUAUAAAGUCAUAUUUAAAGAAUAUUGUGUGAAAUUUUCAUUGAUUUUUAUGAAGAAAUGAGUUGGUGGCAGCGAAUCUUCGCGGACGUCUCAUAAAAAAGUUUUAUUGCGGUGUCCCUCAGAACUCAUUACUGGAUCAACUAAAAUCAAAAAACCAAAUUGAUUUCAUCAGCUAAUAAAGUUUCGCAGGUAACAACGUCGAAUUUUUUUUUUUUUUUUUUUUUUUUAAAUUUUUUAAAGCGCUUUGAAGUCAAAACACCGAUUUUUCAUAAAAAAAACUUGAAAACUUUGUUGUUUUAAAAUAUGACAAAAUUAAAAAAACAAAAAAACUCGACGUCAUUACCUCGUGAAUAAAGUAAAGAAACAAAAAAACCAAAUUUGAAAAGAAUCGGUGCAGUAGAUAUGAAUCUACAGUGGACACCGACCGUAAAAAAGGCAAGUGUGAGAAAAACGCGUUUAAAGAUUUUCGGCAGCGUGAAAUCCGGUUGGAGAGGUAGAUACUUAAUCCUUUGUGUCUUUGUCAAUUUUACUCUAAUGCACUUCAAACUUUCACACAAUAAUCUUAAGAUGUUAUAGAAUAAUUUAAAAAAAAAAAAAUACCAUACUACACCUUUAAUGCGCCUGUUAAAAUGUCAGAUAUGACCAUGAUUCAAUUAUUAAAGGUUUGCUCACUAGUGGCAUUCGAUUUUU
Anastrepha ludens (Mexican fruit fly) is the source of this 2642-nucleotide messenger RNA. RefSeq lists its product as uncharacterized. The record is from RefSeq and is a predicted model, not a curated record. NCBI's taxonomy places the organism in Eukaryota, Metazoa, Arthropoda, Insecta, Diptera, Tephritidae. Bases 690 to 1784 code for a protein of 364 amino acids. The transcript has 4 exons.